Alligator mississippiensis (American alligator) is the source of this 3160-nucleotide messenger RNA. It is a transcript of the gene VPS16, whose product is annotated as VPS16 core subunit of CORVET and HOPS complexes. Gene Ontology annotation, cellular component: HOPS complex; lysosomal membrane; endosome. The transcript has 24 exons. The coding region runs from base 62 to 2578 and encodes 838 amino acids. Gene Ontology annotation, molecular function: actin binding. The record is from RefSeq and is a predicted model, not a curated record. Gene Ontology annotation, biological process: vacuole fusion, non-autophagic; intracellular protein transport; endosomal transport. Lineage: Eukaryota; Metazoa; Chordata; Crocodylia; Alligatoridae.
GGCGGAAGCGCGGGGCCCCGGGGCCGGGAUCGGGAUCGGGAUCGGGAUCGGGGCCGCCGCCAUGGCCUGCUCCUGGAACUGGAACCCGCUGGGCGAACAAACCUUCUACCGGCGCUCGGAGCUGUACAGCAUGGCGUGGGACCUGGCGGAGGAGCUGCGGGACUGCCUGAUGGCCGCCGCGCCGUACGGGGGCCCCAUCGCGCUGCUGAAGAACAACUGGCGGAAGGAGAAGUCGCCGGGCUCCCGCCCCGUGCUGGAGAUCUACUCGGCCGCCGGCCUGCCCCUGGCCAGCAUCGUGUGGAAGAGCGGGCAGGUGGUGCAGCUGGGCUGGACGGCCAGCGAGGACCUGCUGUGCAUUCAGGAGGACGGCUCCGUGCUCAUCUACAACCUCUUCUGCGAGUUCAAGCGCCACUUCAGCAUGGGCAACGAGGUGCUGCAGAACCAUGUGCUGGAGGCCCGGGUCUUCCACACCGAGUACGGCACUGGCGUGGCCAUCCUCACUGGUGCCCACCGCUUCUCCCUUGCCACCAACAUCGAUGACCUGAAGCUGCGCAGGAUGCAUGACAUGCCCAGUCUGCAGAAGCCGCCCUCCUGCUGGGCUGUGCUGUUCCAGGACAGAGUGACCGUCAUCCUGCUGGCCACUGGCCAGGAGCUGUACUUGCUGGACAACACCUCCUGCAACGCGAUGACGCCACCUGGACUGAGCCCCCAGGCAGGAGCCUACCUGCAGAUGGCUGUGUCCUUCAACUACCGCUACGUGGCGCUCUACACGGACACUGGCUACAUCUGGAUGGGCACAGCCACGUUCAAGGAGAAGCUGGGUGAGUUCAGCUGUGACAUCCGCGCACCACCCAGAGAGAUGGUUUGGUGUGCGCGGCCCCGGAGCAAGCAGCGGGCAGUUGUGGUAGCCUGGGACCGGCGGCUCAUGGUGGCUGGGAACACCGAAGAGUGCAUCCAGUUUGUUCUGGACGAGGACUCCUACCUGGUGCCUGAGCUGGACGGCGUGAGGAUUUUCUCUCGCACCUCGCACGAGUUCUUGCACGAGAUCCCGGAGGCCAGCCAGGAGAUCUUCAGGAUCGCCUCGAUGGCGCCAGGCGCCUUGCUGCUGGAAGCCCAGAAGCAGUACGAGAAAGAAAGCCAGAAGGCAGACGAGUACCUGCGGGAGAUCAAGGACAAGGAGCAGCUCUCGGAGGCCGUACAGCAGUGCAUCGAGGCUGCAGGCUACGAGCAUGAGCCCGAGACCCAAAAGUCCCUGCUCAGGGCAGCCUCCUUCGGCAAGUGCUUCCUCGACCGGUUCUCCCCCGAGAGCUUUGUGCGCAUGUGCCAGGACCUGCGGGUGCUCAAUGCCAUCCGGGACUACCAGAUCGGCAUCCCCCUCACCUUUGCCCAAUACAAGCAGCUCACCAUCGAAGUGCUGCUGGACAGGCUCGUCCUCCGGAGACUCUAUCCUCUGGCCAUCAAGAUCUGUGAGUACCUGCGCCUUUCUGAGAUCCAGGGCGUCAGCAGGAUUCUCGCCCACUGGGCCUGCUACAAGGUGCAGCAGAAGGACAAGUCAGACGAGGAGGUGGCCCAAGCCAUCAACCAGAAGCUGGGAGACACCCCCGGCAUCUCGUACUCGGAGAUCGCUGGCCGUGCCUACGAGUGUGGCCGCACCGAGCUGGCCAUCAAGCUCCUCGAGUAUGAGCCCCGGUCAGGGGAGCAGGUCCCACUGCUGCUGAAGAUGAAGCGGAGCAAGCUGGCGCUGAGCAAAGCCAUCGAGAGCGGGGACACGGACCUGGUGUACACAGUCGUGCUGCACCUGAAGAACGAACUGAACCGUGGCAACUUCUUCAUGACGCUGCAGAACCAGCCAGUGGCCCUGAGCCUCUACCGCCAGUUCUGCAAGCAUCAGGAGAGGGAGACGCUCAAGGACCUGUACAACCAGGACGACAACCACCAGGAGCUCGGCAAUUUCCACGUCCACACCAGCUACGCCAGCGAGAAGCGGAUCGAGGGGCGGGUGGCAGCACUGCAAAACGCAGUGGACGAGUACUACAAGGCCAAGAAUGAGUUUGCCGCCAAAGCCACGGAGGAUCAGAUCAAGCUGCUGCGGAUCCAGCACCGGCUACAGGAGGACUUGGACAAGCCCUACCUGGACUGCUCCCUACACGACACCAUCUCCCACCUCAUCCUGGAUGGCAAACACAAGCGGGCUGAGCAGCUGUAUCGGGAGUUCAAGAUCCCUGACAAGAGGUUCUGGUGGCUGAAGAUAAGCAGCUUGGCUGAGUGCGGCGACUGGGAGGAGAUGGAGAAGUUCUCCAAGAGCAAGAAGUCACCCAUCGGGUACCUGCCCUUCGUGGAGAUCUGCGUGAAGUACCACAACCGCCACGAGGCCAAGAAGUACGCGGCCCGCGUCGUGCCCGAGCAGAAGGUCAAGGCCUUCAUCCUGGUGGGAGACCUGGACCAAGCCGCUGACGCCGCCAUCGAGCACAAGAGCGAGAGCGAGAUGAGCCUGGUGCUGGCCAAGUGCUCCCCUGCCAUCGACGCCACCGUCGUGGAGAAGCUCAAUCGCGCCCGGGCCCAGAUCCUCAAGAAAUAGCUCCUGCCCCGGCCAUCCCUGGACCCCGGGUGCUGGCCAGGCGCGGUGCUGUGCUCUGGACAUUGUGUCCCAGGCCGGCACCAUGGGGGCAAGGAUUGUGGCUUCUCGGCCUGGCUGCAGCCCACUUGCCAGCCUCUGCGCAGCGAACUUUGUCUGGAGGAGCUGCUGAACGCAUGCCAAGGGGGUCUCCCCGUGCUGCUGUUGGGUGCAGGAGCUGGACAUGGGCACCUGCGGCCUGUCCUGCUCCCCCAGGCUAUUUAUUGCUCCAGCCCAAACCCCCGUCCAGCCGGCUCCUGCACCAGCCGCGCUGCCCUUGCCCUCCUUGCUGCUGGCUGAGCACAAGGGCAGGGGUGGAAGUCACGUCCUCCCGGGUUCCCCUUGCAAGAGGCUGGGGUGGCAUUGCUGUGGGGGCUGCGGUUUGGCCCUGGGGGGGAGAGGUGUACGGGGGGCUCAUUUGUGUGCAGGGGGUGCAUGGAGCCCAGUGCCAGGCUGGGGACGCCUACACGAGGGUUCACGGAGGCUGGGCACGUAGCUACCCAGCCUGUCUUCACUGUGGGAAAUAAAACCCUGGAUGCCCCUCUG